UGCCGGGGUGAAGGCGCAGCGCAGCGCUCCUGACGCCGGAGGUACCCGGGCCUGCCCUCGUGGGCCUGCCUGGCCGCGCCUGGCGCGCCGCAGCCAUGGCCAUCGCCCACCUGGCCACCGAGUACGUAUUCUCAGACUUCUUGCUGAAGGAGCCCUCGGAGCUCAAGUUCAGGGGGCUUCGGCUGGAGCUGGCCGUGGACAAGAUGGUCACGUGCAUCGCCGUGGGGCUGCCCCUGCUGCUCAUCUCGCUGGCCUUCGCACAGGAAAUCUCGAUUGGUACACAAAUAAGCUGUUUCUCCCCAAGUUCUUUCUCCUGGCGUCAGGCUGCCUUCGUGGAUUCUUACUGUUGGGCUGCUGUUCAGCAGAAGGACUCCUUACAGGGCGAUUCUGGAAACCUUCCAUUGUGGCUGCAUAAGUUUUUCCCCUACAUCCUGUUACUGGUGGCGAUCCUCCUGUACCUGCCCUCCCUGUUCUGGCGUUUCACAGCUGCUCCUCAUCUUUGCUCAGAUUUGAAGUUUAUCAUGGAAGAACUUGACAAAGUUUACAACCGUGCUAUUAAAGCCGCAAAGAGCGUGCAAGACCUUGACGAGAGAGAUGGUGCCUGCCCAGUUCUGGGUGUUAAUGAGAAAGUAGGGCAAAGUUUUUGUGAGAUACCUGAAAGCCACUUCAAGUACCCAAUUGUGGAGCAGUACUUGAACACAAAGAAAAACUCUAAUAAUUUAAUUGUCAAGUACAUCAGCUGCCGAGUGCUAACACUCAGUAUUAUACUAUUAGCAUGCAUCUACCUGGGCUAUUACUUUAGCCUCUCCUCCCUCUCGGAUGAGUUUGUCUGCAGCGUCAAAUCCGGGAUCCUGAGAAAUGAUAGCACUGUGCCUGAUCAGUUUCAGUGCAAACUGGUCGCAGUCGGCAUCUUCCAGGUGCUCAGUUGCAUCAACCUCAUUGUUUAUGUUCUGCUGGCUCCCAUCGUUGUCUACACGCUGUUCAUUCCGUUCCGACAGAAGACAGAUAUUCUCAAAGUGUAUGAGAUCCUGCCCACUUUUGGUGUCCUGCAUUUCAAGUCUGAAGGGUACAACGACUUGAGCCUCUACAAUCUUUUCUUGGAGGAGAAUAUAAGUGAGCUCAAGUCAUACAAGUGUCUGAAGGUACUGGAGAAUAUUAAAAGCAGUGGUCAGGGCAUAGACGCCAUGCUCCUCCUGACUAACCUUGGCACGAUCAAGAUGGAUGUUGUCGAUGGCAAAAAUCCCGAGCCUGUGGAGAUGAUGGGAGAGGAGCAAGGGAACCAUAUGGCAGAGCUCAAAGAUUUGAAUGUACACAGUGAAACUAAAGCAAAUGGAGAGAAGAAUGCUCGACAGAGACUUCUGGAUUCUUCUUGCUGAUGAUUUUUUCCUUGAACUUCAGAUCUGUGACUUUGGUGACAUGGGAUUCAUUUUGGCUAAAGCACCUCUGUCAGGUUCCCAGCUGGUUUGCAGUAGAUGGUUCUUAGAAGAGAAACUGAGCAUGUCUUACUGAGUCCCUAAUGAAAAUGAUGGUCAACAAAAUGUUGUGGAAGAAUGGUUCAUGAACUUCCUGUGAGAAGCAGCGUGGAGAUACAUAAACCACAGCAAGUAUAUAAGUGUAAGUCCUCAUGAAACGAAAAGUGGAAAGACUACUCAGAGUAGAGUAGGAGCACUUUUAGCACCUCAGAGAAACACCUUUCUGAACAGAUGGAGUGACGAGACUCAGACCUACUGGGAAGCAAGGACUUCAGGAGGUUUUUUGUUUUGUUUUAUGAAAUAAUAAUAAACAUGUCAGGAUAUAAUUUAAUAUGAAUCUCCUAUGUGCCCUUAAUGCCUGCUGGAUGAGAAGAACAUUGACUGGCUAACUGUGGACCCAGAGGUGGACCUGCCCUUAGCAGG
Molecule: messenger RNA, 1895 nt
Organism: Ceratotherium simum simum (southern white rhinoceros)
Lineage: Eukaryota; Metazoa; Chordata; Mammalia; Perissodactyla; Rhinocerotidae
Gene: PANX1
Product: pannexin 1
Biological process (GO): positive regulation of interleukin-1 production; monoatomic cation transport; cell-cell signaling
Cellular component (GO): plasma membrane
Molecular function (GO): wide pore channel activity
Source: RefSeq, a predicted model, not a curated record